CCCUCAGGAUAUGGCAACUACUAUUCAUUUAUAGCAAUAUAAUUUAUAUCUUAGUUUUAUCUUUCCCCAUAUGAAUGAUAAAUGAAUUUUGCUGACCAAUUAUGAUGAAAUUUACCAUAAUUAACAAUAUGAUAAACCCAUAAUAAGCUUGGCUUUCAUUCAUGCCCAUAGACGUCCAGUGCAUGCCAUUCUCUCGGGCAAUUAACAAACAGGCCGACUUUUAAUCCUCGCUUUUUAUAUCAAUCUCACUCAAAAGAAGGCAAGCGUUUUUCUUUCUUUUUCAUUUUUUUCUUGAUGGUGAGCAGCAAUGGCGGUGGUAAUCUUAACGAAGCUUUGUUACCACAUGGUGGAGUUGAUAAACAUGAUCAAGAAAACGCCAGGGAACUUGCAUCUAGAGUCUGGAUUGAAACCAAGAAGCUAUGGCAAAUCGUGGGACCUGCUAUUUUCAGCAGGAUAGCUUCCUUCUCCAUGAAUAUUAUCACCCAAGCCUUUGCAGGCCACCUUGGAGACGUUCAGCUCGCUUCCAUAUCCAUAGCCAACACUGUUAUCGUCGGCUUCAAUUUUGGGCUCUUGGUUAUAUUAAUUGACAAUCAGCUAGGAAUGGCGAGCGCUUUAGAAACGCUAUGUGGACAAGCUUUUGGUGCGAAAAGAUACCAGAUGUUGGGCAUUUACAUGCAAAGGUCAUGGAUUGUGUUAUUCUUCUGCUGUUUUUUGCUGUUGCCAGUUUACGUUUUUGCCAGUCCAAUCCUGGAAUGGUUAGGUCAGCCUGAGAAUGUAGCAGAGGAGACAUGUGUGGUGGCUAUGUGGCUAUUACCACUGCACUUCAGCUUUGCGUUUAUAUUCCCAUUGCAAAGAUUCUUGCAGAGCCAGUUAAAGAAUCAGGUGAUAGCAUGGGUGACAUUGGCGGCUUUAGUGAUCAAUGCGUUCACGAGUUGGGUAUUUGUGUAUGUGCUGGAUUUUGGAGUUAUUGGUGCUGCUAUUGCUUUGGAUGUUUCUUGGUGGUUUAUGGUAUUUGCGCUGCUUGGUUAUGUUUUGUAUUGGUGUCCUCUUACUUGGACUGGUUUUUCAGUUCAAGCCUUUUCUGGGUUGUGGGAAUUUUUCGAACUCUCUGCUGCUUCUGGUGUCAUGCUUUGCUUGGAGAAUUGGUACUACAGAAUACUAAUAUUAAUGACUGGGCAUUUGAAAAAUGCAACACUAGCAGUGGAUGCCUUGUCAAUCUGCAUGUCUAUUAACGGAUGGGAGUUCAUGAUCCCUUUGGCCUUCCUUGCAGCUACAGGGGUGAGGGUGGCAAAUGAGUUAGGAGCUGGGAAUGGCAAAGCAGCUAAAUUUGCAACAAUUGUGUCUAUGGUGCAAUCGACUAUAAUUGGCUUGAUCAUCUGCCUAAUUAUUGUGAUAUUCCACAACAAAUUUGCAGUAAUAUUCACAUCAAGUAGUGAUGUACUUGAAGAGGUGGACAAGCUCUCCAUCUUCCUAGCAGUUACUAUUCUCCUCAACAGUAUUCAGCCAGUUCUCUCAGGAGUGGCAGUGGGAUCAGGAUGGCAAGCAAUGGUUGCUUAUGUAAACCUGGGCUGCUACUACGUAAUUGGGCUCCCACUUGGAUUCCUAAUGGGAUGGGUAUUCAAAUUGGGUGUAAAGGGAAUCUGGGGAGGAAUGAUAUUUGGUGGAACAGCUGUUCAGACAGUGAUCUUGGCCAUCAUAACAAUGAAAUCUGAUUGGGAUAAAGAGGCUGAGAAAGCUCGCGCUCGAGUAGCAAAAUGGUCAAGCCCCCACCCCGACGAUCAGCCAGCAGAGCCUGCUAGACGUUGACCACACUUCUCAUGAUCAAUGGCAAUAAUUUCUACAUUGACAAUUUUUCUCAUUGCCACAUAUCUGCCUCUGCUCUGUAGAAGCAGUUACAUCUAUUUAUAUUCAAAACCCAAAACCGAUUUUGAAAAUUAUUGUUGAUGUUGGAUCUACGUCAUAAUUUCAGUUUGAGUCGUAUAUACAAAUAACAGUUUAUCCAUAUUACUGUAUCAUCCCUGAAAAAUUUUCUGUUGAUUUCAAGAUAAA
Molecule: messenger RNA, 2049 nt
Organism: Manihot esculenta (cassava)
Lineage: Eukaryota; Viridiplantae; Streptophyta; Magnoliopsida; Malpighiales; Euphorbiaceae
Product: protein DETOXIFICATION 27
Exons: 8
Coding region: 295-1806 (503 amino acids)
Biological process (GO): xenobiotic detoxification by transmembrane export across the plasma membrane
Cellular component (GO): membrane
Molecular function (GO): xenobiotic transmembrane transporter activity; antiporter activity
Source: RefSeq, a predicted model, not a curated record